Molecule: messenger RNA, 662 nt
Organism: Botrytis cinerea B05.10
Lineage: Eukaryota; Fungi; Ascomycota; Leotiomycetes; Helotiales; Sclerotiniaceae
Exons: 1
Coding region: 77-430 (117 amino acids)
Source: RefSeq, a predicted model, not a curated record
GAUACAAUUUUCAAGUAAUUACAUCCCAGUCUCGACAACCACAGAGCCACCAUAUUCCAACACGCAACAUUUCAUCAUGUCACCCCAGCCAGUAGAUGCUAAAUUCAAAAUUCUUAUGGCUGCAAUGUCACAGUUUUCAGAUAACAAAAAAGAUUUUCUUCCACCUCCCAACUACCACAAACUCGCAGAACAACUCGGAUUGCCUAGUUAUGCCUCUGCGCAAGGAGUAUGGAAACGACUCACGGACGAACUAAAGGUGGGAACGAAGGGAGACCUCAAGAUUCGGGAUCCGGAAGCAGAGAAAAAAAAGAAGACUGCAGAGUCCCCAGUCAAGAAACAAGCAGCUGAAGAAUCGGACGCAAUGGCAGAUGAUUCUGAGUCCUCCCCCACCAAACGAUCGAAAGUCAAUGCCAGCAGACGCGCCGUAUGAAAAGCAACUACCAAAGCGGGAAGCGAAUCGGAAGGAGAGACUGUCACAUCGAACUUCGGUUGCGUGGAAGAUCAAAGCUGGUAUCUGAAUGAUAAGGCUUGAGUCUGCGCAUGGUUAUUAUUAAUGGAAGGCUACAGAAAAUGAGAGUAUUGGAGAAUUGUAUCGAUGGUUGGAUUUCCCUGGAAAAGUAAGUGCAGGACUAGACACGUCUAGUUAGUAUCAAAUGCAAGCA